AUGUUUAAAAAAGGAAAUAAACAAAAUAUUUCAACACAACAAAGACCUUCAUUAGGUCGUUUUGCUGCACUUAUUAAUAAUUCAAUAGAAGAUACAGAUCAAGAUGAUUUUAUUCCGACAACACAAAACAGAUUUUCACAAGUUAAUACAAAUACAACGAAAAGAAAAUUAACAAAUUCAUUUACAAAUACCAAUACAAUUGAAAAGAAACGAACGAAAAAAACAAAUCUUUUUCAAGAUGUUGUAUCAACUACUACAUAUUCAACUUUAAAAGUAAAUCAUACAUCUCCACCUCCACCAUGGCUUAAUUUACCAAUAGAAAUAAUUCAACAUAUCUUUUCAUAUAUUCCAAUUAAACCCUUAAUAACACAAAUUGCUAGAGUAUGUCGAAAAUGGUAUACUGCAAUUCGAGAUGAAAAAUUUCUUCGAUGGGCUAAAAUUCAUUUACGUUAUGAAUAUGAAGAAACAACAACAUUAAAAAUGAUCGAUCGAAUGAUUAAUAAUUCCGAUAAUGUUCUUCAAAGUAUUCUUCAACGAGUGUCUGCCAUUAUGCUUGACAAUCCUAUUGAUGAGAAAACAAUACAAUUUAAAUUUCCAUUAUCAACACUUGUUCAACUUGAUAAACAACUACGAAAACAUUCAACAUAUCAAUAUGCUAUUGAUCUUUUAUCAAAAAAUAAACUUCAACAAGAAUUUCUAUUGACGACUUCAACUAAACAGAUUUAUAAUCCACUUUGUAUGACAACAGCUAUUUAUAUAUUAUCUAAUAAUAUUGAAUCUCUACGUAAAUUAUUUCAUCUUUGGAUGACAGUUUAUCAAUUAAAAUAUGAAACUAUACUGGAUUUCUUUUAUUUUAUUUUAACUUUAUUUACUGGUGCUACUCGUUUAUGCAAUCUUCAAUUUCGAUAUCCUUAUCGUUUAUAUUAUUGUCUGAAAGAAUAUGAAGAUCAAAUAUUAAUUAAAUUCAAUUCUAUUGCUCAACAUAUACUCAAUAUUGAUUCAUCUUAUACAAUUUAUUCAACAAUUUUAUCAAAAUUAUUAUUAACACCUGAACAAGAAAUAAUUGUAUGUCAUAAUUUAGAAAAUCGACAAACAAUGAAAAUAAAUGCAUAUGCUGGUACAGGUAAAACAACAACAUUAAUUGCUUAUGCAGCUAAACGAAUGGAUGAAUCCUUUCUUUAUAUAGCUUAUAAUAAAGCCAUUCAAACUUAUGCUGAAAAAGUUUUUCCACCUAAUGUCAAAUGUCAAACAAUACAUUCACUUGCUUAUGCUAAAAUUGGUCGUCAAUUUGAGGGUCAUCUUGGUAAUUUACGUGUAAAAAGUAUUGUUGAUAUUGUUAAUGAACGACCACUAAUUGGUGAAAAAGGUCGAACUAUUAAUUCUUUAUACAUUCGUGCUCGUUUUGUUUAUAAUGCAUUAAAUAAUUUUAUUGCUUCGGCUGAUCCACAAAUAACAGAUGAACAUAUUGAUAAUUCUUCAUCAUCAUCUUCAAGUGAAUCAACUAAUCAAUUAGUUUUGACACAUCAAGAAAAAAUGAAUUUAGCAGCUGAUGCUCGAUGUAUUUGGGCUAUUAUGAAAAAUGUUCGAGAUACACGAGUUUUGAUGACACAUGAUGGUUAUUUGAAAUUGUAUCAAUUAUCUAAACCUCAAAUUCAAUUAUAUGAUUGUUUAUUUGUUGACGAAGCUCAAGAUCUUACACCGGCUGUUACUGAUAUUAUUAAUAAUCAACGUGUUUCAAAAAUUCUUGUUGGUGAUAAACAUCAACAAAUAUAUGCAUUUCGUGGUGCUGUUAAUGCUAUGGCGAAAAUUGAAUCAACAGUUACUUAUUAUUUGACUAAAUCAUUUCGUUUUGGAUAUGAUAUAGCUUUUAUAUCAAAUCUUAUCCUUCAAAAAUUAUGUAAUGAAAAAAAAUAUCUCGUAGGAAAUAAUAAAUCAAGUUGUCUUGAUGGUCGAUCAGCAUCUAUUGAUAAAGUUACAAAUGAACAAAAAGCUUAUCUAUUUCGAACAAAUUAUAAUUUAUUUAAUUGUGCUGUACAACUUAUUAUUGAUAAAGGAUUGAAACAUGUCGGUUUUGUUGGAGGUAAACAAGCAAUGGGAUUUGACAAAAUUCUUGAUGUAUUCUUUCUUUGGCUUGAUCCUGAGGAACGACGAAAAAAAAAUUAUCAAAUAAAAGAUCCUCAAUUACAAUCGUUUUCUUCAUUUAAAACAUUGGAAAAAUUUUCACAAGAAGUUGCUGAUGGUGAAUUAUUAGGAAAAAUAAAACUUGUUCAAUUUCAUGAAAUCGUUCUUUCAACAGCACAUAAAGCAAAAGGAUUAGAAUUUCCUAUUGUUAUAUUAGCUGAUGAUUUUCUUCCACGUUCAAGUGAUUUACCACUUGAACAAAUAUCUCUUGAUGAACAUCGAGAAAAUUUAAAUAUACUUUAUGUUGCAGCAACACGUGCGACGAAAGAACUUAUUCUUAAUAUGGAUUUAUUUUAUUUGUUAUAUAAAAUGUGUCGGGAACCAAUUUAUGAUCUUUCGUUUUUGUCUAAUAUGGAGCAAUGUGCUAGUUGUGCGAUCGAAUCAGAUUCAAUGACAAGAGCAAUGAAUACAGAAAUUCUAUUCAAAAUGAAGCCUAUUCAAUUGUCAUGCAAUACAACAACAGCCGGUGAAUACUCUCCAUUACCAGUUUGUUUAAAACAUUUACCCGAAUCAUUUGUAUCAAUAGCACAACUAUAUCAAAAUCUUUAA
Rotaria sp. Silwood1 is the source of this 2730-nucleotide messenger RNA. NCBI's taxonomy places the organism in Eukaryota, Metazoa, Rotifera, Eurotatoria, Philodinida, Philodinidae. The record is from the annotation of a GenBank genome assembly.